Messenger RNA from Cynocephalus volans (Philippine flying lemur), 1742 nucleotides. RefSeq names its product schwannomin interacting protein 1 (gene SCHIP1). Gene Ontology annotation, biological process: positive regulation of hippo signaling. The coding region runs from base 374 to 1156 and encodes 260 amino acids. NCBI's taxonomy places the organism in Eukaryota, Metazoa, Chordata, Mammalia, Dermoptera, Cynocephalidae. The transcript is spliced from 7 exons. Gene Ontology annotation, cellular component: cell junction; plasma membrane. The record is from RefSeq and is a predicted model, not a curated record.
CAGAGGAGCUGAAUCAGCUGGCUGAGGCGUAGUGCCUCUCUUUUUCCUUUAUUGGGGGCAGGAAAGGUGCUGUGAAGAGGAAUCCGGGUGGGAUCAUUCAGAAGGUGACAGCAGAUGGUAGGAAGGCUGGACUCUCAACAAGCCAAGCAUCAGAGAACAGCAGCUGCCCAGUGCCAGAGCCAGGAAGACCAGGGCAGCCGGGCGGGACAGUAUCGCUGGGACAGAGGGGGCAAGGACACACAGCCAGGCGCAGACUGUCAGCUGGCUCUUCAUGUCAGCAUGAGCAGUAACCAGGGCACCAGGCAAUUGGCACAUCAGCCUAUGAGAAUUCAUGGGAGGUUAUUUCUUAAGUGAAAUUCUAAAGAGUUAAAGGAUGAAUUUGGACAGUGAUGGAAUGGAUGACAUCAUCAGUCAAGAAUCCCCAUUGGAUAUGGAGGGGAAUUAUAAAAAGGCACAGAAAAAUGAGAGAGAGUCUAUCAGACAGAAGUUGGCACUUGGAAGCUUCUUUGAUGAUGGCCCAGGAAUUUAUACCAGCUGUAGCAAGAGUGGGAAGCCAAGCCUUUCCUCUCGACUACAGAGUGGGAUGAACCUGCAGAUAUGCUUUGUCAACGACAGUGGCAGUGAUAAGGACAGUGAUGCUGAUGACAGCAAGACUGAAACCAGCUUGGACACCCCCUUGUCUCCCAUGAGCAAACAGAGUUCUUCCUACUCCGACAGAGACACUACUGAAGAGGAAUCCGAGUCCUUGGAUGACAUGGACUUCCUCACAAGGCAAAAGAAAUUGCAGGCUGAAGCCAAAAUGGCCCUUGCCAUGGCCAAACCAAUGGCUAAAAUGCAAGUAGAAGUGGAAAAACAGAACAGGAAAAAGUCUCCCGUCGCUGAUCUUCUGCCACACAUGCCUCAUAUAAGUGAAUGCUUGAUGAAAAGAAGUUUAAAACCCACUGACCUGAGAGACAUGACUAUUGGGCAGCUACAAGUGAUAGUCAAUGAUCUCCAUUCCCAGAUAGAAAGCUUGAAUGAAGAGCUGGUCCAGCUGCUCCUCAUCCGAGAUGAGCUGCACACAGAGCAGGAUGCCAUGCUGGUGGACAUCGAAGACUUGACCAGACAUGCUGAAAGUCAGCAGAAGCACAUGGCAGAGAAAAUGCCAGCAAAGUGAAAAGAAGCCAUCCAACCAGAGGACAAGCUAGAAUUUAUUUUGCUUCUGUGGUUGUAAAAAUGCUAUUGCUAAAGGUGGCACAGAAACAAAUAUCAGUGUUAGUCAUUGAUAAUGUCUGAAGCUUAAUGUCCAGUGAUUGGCCUUUGCUUCUUAAUUUAUUUUAAUUUUUUACUUGUGCCACUUAAUAUCAGGCAUUUUAAUAAAAUAUUGUUACAAAAAAUGUACAGUACUUACACCAUCACAAAUCAUGGUUAAUCAAAGAGGGUAGUUUUAACUUUAUUUUUAUUUGUUUAGAGAUUUUAAGUUGGAGCAGUAUUUUACCAUUGACUACUUUCAUUCUUCACUGUAGUUUUAAAGAGGAACUGUAAAUGACGGUGCUAUACUAGUAAAAAAAAAUACAUGCCUGCCUCGUAGUGAAGUUGUAGCUCUCCAUGAUAUGUAUAUUUUAAUCAGUUUUCAACAUUUUGUGAAUGUUGACUACCUGAAGUUCAUUUUUAGAUGUGCUAUUAACAUUCUGUUGGAUUCAGAGGGUUCCUUGAAAGUUUUAUGUAUAAAUAUGUAAAAUAAAAAUGAAAACUUUGUUUCA